AUGGCUUACUCUCAGCUGGGAUACUCCUACUCCACCACACCACAGUUUCUGAUGACCUCCAGCUCUCUGGCCGGCUGCCUGGAGGCGGGAACUCCCCCGUCCCACUCGGUGCUGCGCUCCCCGGGUCACCAGCUCACCCCUGGAACUGGCAUCGGGGUCUACAGCGGCCCUUAUCCAAAGAGCCAAAGCUAUUACAACACCUGCGCCAGCGACGCUCUCUAUUCCAGAGGGCCACUAGAUUCCAAAGAAGGAGCUGCAUCUGUGCAUGUGGGGACAUCUCAGACUCCUGCCUACUAUCCAUAUGAAUACACGUUUGGACAAUAUCCUUAUGACAGAUAUGGGUAUUCCUGCUCAGACGGUGCUUCACGUCGCAAAAAUGCCACCCGAGAGACCACCAGCACCCUGAAGGCUUGGCUGCAGGAGCACCAGAAGAACCCCUACCCAACGAAGGGGGAGAAGAUAAUGCUUGCUAUCAUCACCAGGAUGACUCUGACACAGGUGUCUACAUGGUUUGCCAACGCACGCAGGAGACUGAAGAAGGAGAACAAGGUGACGUGGUCGCCGCGCGCUUGUAAAAGCUCUGAUGACCGAGGCUGUGAAGACGACAGCGACGAAGCCGAGAAGCCACCUAAGAGUGACAAAGACCUCCCCGAUCAGCAGUGUGCAGACCUACAGAGUGAUCUUGAGGACUUCGACCUGCUGGAGUCAGAUGCUUCUGACUGUGAACCAAAGGCACAGUUUUUACCUGAGGACAACGAAGCGAACCCGAACACAGACCUCCCACACGGGCAUCUCACACACAACUCAGACCCGCUGCACGGAAAAGAGAGACUGUCCCCGGACUGCCCCAAACUCACACCGGUCCACCACCAAAACAGCUCCUUCUAUCUCAAUCCAGACCUUCGAAACACAGACGCCAAGCCGAAAAUCUGGUCCAUUGCUCACACCGCCGUGUCCUUGGACACCAGCUUGCAGCCAGAAUACCCUCCUUGUAUGCUGUCAUCGGCCGGCUCGUCCUCACCCGGCUAUCCAACAAACAUGGCGCUCACCAAGGCAGACAGGCAACAGGAGUCACCGGUCGCUACACUCAGAGAAUGGGUGGACGGAGUUUUCCACGAUCCUCCUUUCCAACAGCCCAAACCGGCCGAGGUGUGGAAGGGCUUAAACGAUGCAGCGAUAGACAGCAGAACACCCGGACAAUCCUUUGAAAUUGUUCGGCCUACGUCAUCUUUGUAG
Molecule: messenger RNA, 1236 nt
Organism: Stegastes partitus (bicolor damselfish)
Lineage: Eukaryota; Metazoa; Chordata; Actinopteri; Pomacentridae
Gene: irx4b
Product: iroquois homeobox 4b
Exons: 6
Coding region: 1-1236 (411 amino acids)
Biological process (GO): neuron differentiation; regulation of transcription by RNA polymerase II; cell development
Cellular component (GO): nucleus
Molecular function (GO): DNA-binding transcription factor activity, RNA polymerase II-specific; RNA polymerase II cis-regulatory region sequence-specific DNA binding
Source: RefSeq, a predicted model, not a curated record